AUGACAAGUACACUGUCCUCAACAUCAUUCAGUGCAUGGGACUACGUGGUCUUUACUUUGAUGUUGGUCAUCUCAGCAGGUAUUGGGCUGUACUUUGCCUUCACUGGAGGAGGUCAGAGAAGCUCUGCAGAUUUUCUGGUGGGUGGACGGAGUAUGACAGCAGUACCUGUGGCUUUGUCCCUGACGGCCAGCUUCAUGUCAGCUAUCACAGUUCUGGGCACCCCGGUGGAGGUGUAUCAGUAUGGAGCCAUCUUCAUGCUCAUCUGCUUUGCUUAUGUACUGAUGGUGGUUGUUAGCUCUGAGAUUUUUCUUCCAAUCUUUUAUAGACUGGGGAUAACCAGCACCUAUGAGUACCUGGAGAUGCGUUUCAAUAAAGUAAUUCGACUCUUUGGAACAGUUUUGUUUAUAAUACAGACAGUACUUUACACAGGUCUGGUCAUUUAUGCUCCGGCUUUGGCUUUAAAUCAAGUCACAGGUGUAGAUCUCUGGGGUGCUGUUAUAUCAACUGGAGUUGUCUGUACCCUCUAUUGUACAUUAGGUGGACUUAAGGCAGUGGUGUGGACCGAUGUAUUCCAGGUGGGAAUCAUAUUGGCUGGACUCUUGGCCGUCAUCAUCCAAUCGGUGCAGCUUCAGGGAGGAAUCUCCAUAAUCAUCAAUGACUCCACCCACGGAGGCCGCUUUGAUCCCAGCCCUCUGAGGAGACACACGUUUUGGACCAUCACGGUGGGAGGAACGUUCCUCUGGACCAGCGUCUAUGGCAUUAACCAAGCUCAGGUGCAGAGAUACAUAUCAUGCAAGACACUGUUUCAUGCCCAGAUGGCCUUAUACAUUAACUUACUGUCACUUGUGGCUAUUACAGUAUGUGCUGUAUUUAGUGGCUUGUGUUUAUACUCAGUUUAUAAAAACUGUGACCCAUGGAUGGCAAAUAUGGUGUCUGCUCAAGACCAGCUAAUGCCAUACCUGGUGUUAGAUAUCCUGAAGAAAUACCCUGGUGUGCCAGGACUGUUUGUGGCAUCAGCAUACAGUGGCACCUUAAGUACGGUCUCCUCCAGUGUAAACGCUUUGGCUGCGGUAACUAUAGCCGAUUUGAUGCAACCAUAUCUCUGUCUGUCAGAUAAACAGCUCUCUUGGGCUUCAAAGGCCAUGAGCUUGUUUUAUGGAGUCGUGUGCAUUGCAAUGGCUGGUCUUGCAUCGUUGAUGGGCGGGAUGCUACAGGCUGCUAUUAGUAUUGUUGGAGUGAUUGGCGGUCCUCUCCUGGGCCUUUUUUCUCUGGCUGUGCUGUUUCCCUGUGCUAACUCAAAGGGAGGAUUAGCCGGGCUUGUAUCUGGGCUCGCUCUGUCUCUAUGGGUGUGCAUUGGAGCACAAAUUUACGACCCUUUACCAGAGUACAGCAAACCACUGGAUCUCUCAACACAUGGCUGUAACCUUACAAACCUGUUAGAUGGCUUAAACUGGACUACCAACCCUACAGAGAAAACCACAGAUUACACUCUACUAAAAGAGGAAAAUCUAGACAGGUGA
This is a messenger RNA of Paramisgurnus dabryanus, 1521 nucleotides long. NCBI's taxonomy places the organism in Eukaryota, Metazoa, Chordata, Actinopteri, Cypriniformes, Cobitidae. The record is from RefSeq and is a predicted model, not a curated record.